Molecule: messenger RNA, 1615 nt
Organism: Fusarium graminearum PH-1
Lineage: Eukaryota; Fungi; Ascomycota; Sordariomycetes; Hypocreales; Nectriaceae
Exons: 4
Coding region: 359-1615 (418 amino acids)
Biological process (GO): mitotic telomere tethering at nuclear periphery; meiotic attachment of telomere to nuclear envelope
Cellular component (GO): nuclear membrane complex Bqt3-Bqt4
Molecular function (GO): DNA binding
Source: RefSeq, a predicted model, not a curated record
CUCGAAUCUGUCGCGAAUCUUUUCACUUUCACCUUCAUCUUUACCUUCAUCUAACUUCAUCGUGUUUUUCUUCUCUCCCUCUAUUUACGGUAUAGGCACCGUUGAAGUCGCCUACUUUCUUAACAGUUUCUUAUCGUCUGAAGCGCCAUUGACGUCUUCACACGGCUUACUUACAUUGCAUGAGAUAAGCCCUGCCUUGACACGGCUAUAAUUAUACCCUAACUCUCUUUGCGCGUUGGGAUAAAAGGAGCGUCUCUUCGCCUGUCGCGGUCACGCUUCGAUUUUCCUAUUCUGAGGUCAUCUAUAUUAGUCGCGGCGCGCACGAUCUCCCCCCACGAUAAUAGACAUCAUCAUCAAGAUGGCUGAUCGCAAACUACCCGUCCAACACAACACCCUCUUGAUAGAGGGUGUUCCAGAUCAUAUCGAUCUGAUUUCGCGUCGACGCCUUGGUCAAACUAAGCUCACACCUAAGAUGUCGGGGAGCAGUGACUCUGACCUCGGAGUGUUCGACUACGCGCAUCUUCGCGCUCCUUUGCCCAAGGGCAUCGUCUCUGGAAUCUUCAAGUCCAGCCCUAACAGCUAUUUUCUCAUGCGUCGCAGCUAUGAUGGUUUCGUCUCGGCGACCGGCAUGUUCAAGGCCAGCUUCCCCUAUGCUGAGGCUUCCGAUGAAGAUGCAGAGCGAAAGUACAUCAAGUCUCUUCCGACUACGAGCCACGAAGAGACCGCCGGUAACGUCUGGAUCCCCCCGGAGCAGGCUCUCAUCCUUGCCGAGGAGUACAAGAUUUCUCCCUGGAUUCGCGCGCUACUCGACCCUACCCCUAUUAGCACGAUAACUCCUGCGGGCUCGCCUGCUAAGAACAUCACGGCCCCUCCUAAAUUUGACGUUUUCAAGGCGUCGCAACCUAUCCUGGCACCUCCCACUCCAUCGGUUGCUCCUCGAAGCACACGCGCUCGUCGGUCCGCCAGCCCCACCAAGGUCCCAAGGCGCGCCCCUCCUUCACCUCGAAAGCGUAGCACCCGUGCCAAGGCCGAGACUGUCGAAACUAUCACAGAGAAGGCCGGCCUCAACGGCGUCCCGGAGCUUGGGGCCAAGGUCGAGGAAACUAAGCGCGAAGAUAUUGUGUUGCAGUCCACCGAGUUUGAGCCCGCCAUCGUUCUGGAGCCCAGAGAAGAGGACCCCAAGGUCAAGGUUCACAUCGAAGAGGAUGUUAUUACAGAUGAUGCUGGUGUUGAGACCAAGCGCACAAUCACUGAGGUCGAACUUCCUCUUCCUACAGCUGGCGAGCCCCCAACUGCAGAGGAAAUUGCCGAGAUGAUGAACGCAGCCAAGGAGAUGGUCCAAAAGAGCAAGGCUCAUGAGGCCGAAGAUGAGGAGCAAGACGAGACCAACGCUGAAGAGGGCUCUGCUUCUGCAAAGAAGAGCAAGCGCAAGGCUGGAGAUAUCUCGGUGGGCGAUGAAGAGGGCGACAAGACUCCAGAGGAGCAGCCCAGGUCAAAGAAGGUCAAGACCGAGACCCAAUUAAGAAAAGAAAAGGUCAAGAACCGGGCAUUGCUCGGUCUAGGUGCCACUGUCGCAGUUGGUGCCAUUGUUCCUUGGCUCAUGAACUUCCUAUAA